CCACGGCUGUAGUUCAGCGCUGCUUCUUUCUUGUUUCAGAUGAGUGAGUGUUACCAGGAGUCAGGAACGGGAAUUCUUUUAAUCAUAUAUCUUUAAUAUAUACAAAUUUUGUCAGAAAUAUGGAUUACAGGUAGAGAAAAACGAGAUUAUUUCAUCCCAGUCUUGGGUGUGUGUGAUUUUCUUUGGGGGGAAUUCAGUUCAUUAUUACUGGAAAUUCCUUCGACAUUUACGACUUUAAUAGCGCAUGAAAUCCAUCGAGAUGUGGAGCAGAAACGAUUUCGAGGAUGGCCUGGAUAUCUAUAAAACCGGUUCCAGUGCGUCCUCUCCCGGAUGGGUGCCAGGCUGUGAGUCAGCAUGGCAGGGCUCGUCCUCCAUCAGCAGCAGUAACCGUGCUAGGCGCCACAGCGCCGCCUCCGACAGCGCCGACACAGGCAUAGGAACCUCCUGCUCAGACAGCGUGGAAGACCACUCCAGCUCGAGCGGCAGGCUGUGUUUCCAGCCGCUCCGCUCACAGGGCCCCAUCCCCACCGCGCAUGUCAUGCCAUCUCCGUCCAGCUCGAAGCUCAGCGCCCAGUCCGUGCCCGGCAGCCCGUGGAACAGCAGCCGUCUCUCUUCCCCCGUCUCCAGCCCACUAGACAUGAAGGACCCUCGCCCUGUGCGCCGCUGGUCGUCCCUCACCCGCCUGAGCGGCCAGGAGAAAAGCGGCAGGACCUCGUGUCACCCUGACGCCCAUGGCUCACUGGACCGCAGCCUGCUCCACGCCCGGGCCGACUCGUCCUCCCCGCUCAAGCCGAGCACGCUGGACCUGAGCUACAGUGACUUACCCGAGAGCAGAGCUUCUCUCAUGACGCCCAGGGGGCACUCACUGGGGCAUCAGGCCGUCGGUGGGUCACCCAUCCAGCCCAGCGUAAGGACUCAGAUGUGGCUGAGCGAGCAGAUGGAGUUCAGGCCCGAAAGCACGUGGCUGAGUGAGCAGCGAGACAGGAUGAGACAGGACGCAGAGCUCGCGCAGAUGCUGGGUGGCGUUCCUCUCCCUGUGAACACGCUGGUGAAGAUAAAGGAAGGGCUGCUAAGACAGCGGGAGCUGGAGAUCGACAGGCAAAAACAGCAGAUCAUGCAGCUUCAUGCCAGAAUAAGGGAAAAUGAGUUAAGGGCGCAGCAGGUCCUCCAGAACCAGAAAGGCCGCUGUGAAGAGACAUACAUGCUUAAAACCAAGGAGAGCCCGCUGGUCAGCCCCGCGUCAUCUCUAAGCAGUUCUCAGACACCACUGUGCUGCGAAAACGGAGAGCUGGCGCGCAGGCUUGCCUCAGCGGAGGUUGAGGUCAUCCACCUUAAAGAGUUCCUCAAGCAGAACACACAGAAAUACACAGAGGACAUCAAGAAGCUGGAGGAAAAGAUGAAGACUCGUGAUCGCUACAUCAGCAGUUUAAAGAAGAAAUGUCAGCGAGAGCAGGAGCAGAACCAGGAAAAGCAGCAGCGCAUCGAGACUCUGGAGAAAUACCUGGCUGAUCUGCCCUCGCUGGACGAGGUGCACACCCAGGCCCAGCAGUUGGAGGAGGUGCAGACAAAGGCGCAGACGCUGCAGGACACCGUGGCACAGCUGGAGCAGAGCCUAGAGGAGAGCCGAACUCGCAUGCAGGAGAAGGACGCACUCAUCGAAAGACAGGGCAAGAGGGAGAAGGAGCUGGUGGUCGCCGUGCAGAGUUUACAGGAGAAGGUGGAGAAGUGUCUGGAGGACGGUGUGCGGUUGCCCAUGCUGGACCUGAAGCACCUUGAGAAGGAGAACACACACCUCCUGGAACAGCAGAGUCACGACAGCACGAUGAUCGACAGCCAGAAGCAGCAGAUCGACAGACUUACACUGGAGUUAACGGCAGUGGAGAAGAGGCUGCAGAAGGAGAAGGCCAUCACGCAGGAGCUUCACAAGCAGCUUGAAGAGAGAGAGGAGGACCUGAAGACGCUGUCCAAGAGUGUCCAGCAGAAGCAGCAGCACGUGGAUAACGGCACCAUGCUGCGUGAAGCCGGCUCGCUGCUGAAGGAGAUGUCUCUGUGUCUGCUGGACCUGAAGGCUCUGUGCAGUAUUCUCACCCAGAGAGCGCAGGGCAAGGAACCCAACCUGGCACUGCUGCUGGGCAUCAAAUCGAUGAGCUGCUCCUCCGAGGAGAACGAGAAGCCGCUGGUGGAGGACGGCCUGCGGGCCAAGCUGCUGGAGGUGCGUCAGCUCAGGAAUGACAUCGACGAGCUGCGGACCAUCAUGUCCGACCGCUACGCGCAGGACAUGGGGGAGAACUGCGUGACGCAGUAAGAGCGACCCCUCCCCCACAGGAGGCCGAGCCGCCGCCGCUUCACACGCCAACUAAAGGGAAAGGGGAAUAAAUCUGACUACUGAAUGUUGGACCAAGCUGUGAAUCGAGUUUACAUCGUCUUUGUAGCUCUGUGUUCAUCUCCGCGUCCGCGAGAUCUUUUUAUCGUGUAUUUAUAGGGACUACGGAAAAGGCCAUCAGUCAUUUCGUUACGGUUUUUUUUUUUUUUUUCUUUUCCCUCUGGACUACUACGAUUCGCAGCCACCAUCCACAUUUGUAACUGCAAGUGUCAUAUAGUGGUCACCAUGACAACCAUACCAUGAUUUUACACCCUGUAUGGUUGGAUAAAUUCAGGAACUUCACUGCACUUAAAGGGCAAAGGGGAAGAAGAAAAAAAACCAAAACAUCUUGUAAAAAUAAAGGACGUGAGCGAGGCAGUGAUGAGCUCUCACACAUUGUGUUCAGAAAAUCACAGCAAUGCAAAGGGAGCCACACUACACACAUGCGGACAGUGUGGAGAAGUGUGUGAAGUGGUUCAUGCUGCUCCAUCAAGUGCCUUGUGACGUUCCAGUGCGUUUGCUGAUUGUUUUACGUCUCCAAAGCCCAAACCGUGACAGAUCCUCAGUCUCGCCCAAAGACAUUCAUCUCCUCCACCGAGCGCUGCUGGUCGCGGGUCGACACCGAAGCAGAUUGAGCUCAUUUCCACACACAAAGUUGUUUUCUAGUGGUCUUCCGUUCAGCACCUUGUAUUUAAGUGUGAGUCUUGCUUUUUUUUUUUCUUCGUUAGACAGGUGUGUAUGUGUGUGUUUCAGUAAGACUGAUUAAUGAUGUAAGCGAUCUAGGCUUGAAGACAUGUUUUCAGGUCUGUGGGUCGCAGGGAAAUUACUGGAAUUCAGGUUACUGUUUUAAAGAGAACUUUUUUUAUUAUUGAUUUCCCACACUAGCGUUAAGAUCAGGCGCUAUGUAGAGACUGCUACAAUAGAGGUGGGUAAAACAAAAAUGCACAAAAGAUUUUUAUACUUGGAGUUGUGUUACAGUUUAAUGCAAAAAAUAAAUAAAUCUCUCAGGUACACACAGCCGGCAGUGUUUAAGACAACACCGUUGAGGUGGACCCGCUCUGCUUUCACAUUUCAAAAAGGGAUUUUUUUUUUUUUUUUUUUUUUAACUCCACAAGAGCCGAGUCAUCUCUUCCUCUCUUUCUUUUUGGUCCUCCGUACUUUUUGCCGCCAGAUAUGACUAGUUCUUGCUCGGUCAUGACAACCCGCACACAAACAUUUCCUGGACAAUGAAUGUUUUUGUUUUUUUUCCAGAUAUUUAUUUAUAAAAGUUGUUUGAGCUAAAGCUAGCUUUGGUGUUUUGUUUGCAUGAGCUUUGUGUGUGUACGCGUGUGUUUUAUUGUUCCAGAUGGAGAUUUGUGCAGGAACAGAAGGUUGCUGAAGCUGGUUCAGACAUAUAUAAAAUGCUAUGCAAUCUCAUUUACCAGCACAGAAUUCAGCAGACGUUGCUUUCCUGUGCCUUUAUAAACCUAUGCAGCAGAGUUCAGCAUGUCCCAUACGUGUGCGUCUGUAGAUAGAUCUAUAUAUAUAUA
Molecule: messenger RNA, 3891 nt
Organism: Clarias gariepinus (North African catfish)
Lineage: Eukaryota; Metazoa; Chordata; Actinopteri; Siluriformes; Clariidae
Gene: cep85l
Product: centrosomal protein 85, like
Exons: 13
Coding region: 245-2305 (686 amino acids)
Cellular component (GO): centrosome
Source: RefSeq, a predicted model, not a curated record